Messenger RNA from Candida dubliniensis CD36, 2700 nucleotides. It is a transcript of the gene ROB1, whose product is annotated as Zn(II)2Cys6 transcription factor ROB1. The record is from RefSeq and is a predicted model, not a curated record. Gene Ontology annotation, molecular function: zinc ion binding; DNA binding; DNA-binding transcription factor activity, RNA polymerase II-specific. Bases 1 to 2700 code for a protein of 899 amino acids. NCBI's taxonomy places the organism in Eukaryota, Fungi, Ascomycota, Pichiomycetes, Serinales, Debaryomycetaceae. Gene Ontology annotation, biological process: DNA-templated transcription; regulation of DNA-templated transcription. The transcript is spliced from 2 exons.
AUGACACCAAGUACAACAAAAAGAGUUCAGCAAAGAAGAAGUACAUCAUGUAAACUAUGUCGAACAAUCAAAAGAAAAUGUGACGGGAAUACACCGUGUUCAAAUUGUAUUAGACGAGAACAAGAAUGUGUUUAUCCAGAGGUGGACAAAAGAAAGAAACGUUAUUCAAUAGAAUAUAUCACUAAUUUAGAGAAUUUAAACCAACAACUACAGCAACAAAUACAGAGUAUAAUAAAUUUGAAAGAUAAUCCUGGUCAGUUAAACUUGAAAUUAUCGGAACUAGUAGAAUCCUCAGGCCAUUUUUCGGAUAAUACUGAGACUAGACUGGAUUCAUCUUAUGGUUCACCAGUACUAUCUAAAUCUGAUGCCCCAGGUAAUGGGUAUAAUUUAGUGGGAGAAGUAGGUACUUCCAGGGUGCAUGGAUCAAACUUUCAUCUUCACCAAAACCAUUACCAAAACCACCAAGACCACCCCCACCAACAACAAAGUGCUAGUGAAUCAAGUACAAAGUCUUUGCCAGACUCCCCCUAUUCUGUUAGUUCUACUUCUCCCCAGAUAUUAAGAUUCCCUUCACAACAGUUUCAACAACAGACGCGACAGAAUCUUUUCCGACAAACGGGGUUGCAACUGCACUGCCCUGUUUCUGCUAGUACUUCUAGCCCAAAUACUCCUAGUGGCAAUGGGAGUGUAUCAAAUGAUAGGACACCUCCACCACUGUUACCAGUUCUACCAACAACAGGAUCUGCAUUACCCACACUAUUGCCACAACCAAGACCUGAUUUUGAUUUUACUCCCAAAUUCUUCCGUGGACCCAGUGGGAAAUCCAAUAUGGCGUUUGGUGCAUCUACUGUUUAUGAUGCUGAUGAAUCCAUGGUAAUGAAUGUGAAUCAAAUCCAAGAAAGAUGGGGGAACACUAUUAAAUUGGCCAAAUUGAAAAAUGUUCCUGAAGCUGAUGAUAAAUCACAAUCACCUCAAGUAAUCAAAAAGGGUCGAGCUGAAACCAUUGAAAUGAUUACUAAUGAACGAGCUAAGAAAUAUUUCGAUUUAGCUUUCAAAUAUUUUGAUAGACCAAUUUUGUGUUAUUUGAUUGAUCGACCUAAAACGACAAAAUUAUAUGAAGAAAUAUGUACCAACAAGAACGAUUUAUCGAAAAUUGAGGAUAUUUUAGGAAUGUUCCCAACCAAUCAAUUUAUUUCAAUUGAACUAAUUGCAGCAUUAAUUGCUUCUGGUGCAUUAUAUGAUGAUAAUUUAGAUUGUGUUAGAGAGUAUUUGACAUUACUGAAAACUGAAAUGUUUAUUGAUAGUUCCGGAUGUCUAACUUUUAACGAGAGUUCUUAUCCAAAGUUACAAGCGAUGUUAGUAAGUGCACUUUUAGAGUUAGGAUUAGGUGAAUUAACAACAGCAUGGGAAUUGUCAGGAUUUGCCCUUCGAAUGGGAUUAGAUUUAGGGUUUGACAAUUUUGUUAAAGAUGGACCCGAUAAAGAUGUUAAUGAUUUGAAGAAUUUGGUAUUCUGGGGAAGUUAUAUAAUUGAUAAAUACGCCGGAUUGAUAUUUGGUCGUAUUACUAUGUUGUAUGUUCCUCCAGGGACCCCCAUGAUGUUUGCCAAAACUGAAGAUGAUAAAUUGCCGCAUUUAGCCCAAUUAAUUAUAGAAUCACAACCAAUGAUAAGUUGCAUAUAUGAAACUUUACCAUAUAAAGAUGCUGAACAUUCGAAAAGAAAUUUCUUACAUAGAUAUGAUCUAUUACAAGGAUACAAUCAAAGAUUAGAGGAAUGGAAAAAUAGUUUACCAGAAAAAUUUUAUUGGAAUAAAGAAAUUUUAAUAAAUACUGUAUCUGAUGAAUCAGUUGAUCAUCUGUUGAAGAUUGCUUAUUAUUUGAUUUUUUUAAUUAUGAAUAAACCAUUUUUGAAAUUACCUAUUGGGUCCGAUCUUAAUGCUUUUAGUGGAAUUGUUGAUGAAAUAGAAAUCAUAAUGAAAUAUAUCCCUGAUGAUAAAUAUUUAUUGAAUUUGGUGAUGUAUUAUGUUUUGGUAUUAUUGAUCCAAUCACUACUGGCUCAAGUUUCAUACACUAAUAUCAAUAAUUACAAUCAAAACUUGAAAUUUUUACAUCAGUUAUUAUUUUUCGUUGAAAGAAUGAGUAAGACUUUAAGAGUUGACGUAUGGUUGAUUUGUAAGAAGGUUCAUAGUAAUUUUCAAAACAGAUCUAAAGAAUUGGAAGAAUUGAUGAGACAGUUUGGCGAGAAAUUGGAACCCAAAUAUGAACACCCUUCAAUAAUUCAACACGAACAACUGUAUGUACAACAACAACAACGAGAGCCACAACACCACCACCACCACCACCACCCACAACAACAACAACAAUUUAAGCAUGACGAAGACACUUCUAGGGAACAUCUUUCGCAGUAUUCAGAUUCACAAACCAAUGGCAAGAUCAAUCCUUGUGAUAACAUGUUACAAAAUGACCAGUUUAUUAAAAUGGUGGAUACAUUGUUUGAAUCAGAUAUGGGUAAUGGUCAACAACAGGACCAACAGCAUCAAGAACACGAUUUUGAAGAGCAAAAUUAUCAACAACAAGAACCACAACAAAUACCUAGUCAACCAGAAUUACUAGAUCCAACUUUGUUUAAUUCUAUGUUAAAUGAAAAUGGUUCUACUUUUAACAGCAUAUUCAGUUUUGAUUCAGAAGGGUUUGGUUUAUGA